CAUAAAAACAAAGCUGGACUAACUUCCGGUGCCUCUGGUUGUCAGCUGUUUCUGCCGGGUGUAAAGUUACAUUUCAAACUAUUUCUGAUUAAACAGGUUUACGGUGCAUGCUGGACCGGGAGAUACGAUGACGUCACGUUAACGAGCCUUCAGACUGAACCCGCGGAACAUUUCGGUCCGUUGCUCUUCCGGUAAGAUGAGCUGCGUGCCGCUGAAGAGACUCUACUCAGAGCUCCCGGUGUGGGUCGUGGAGGACCACCACGAUGUGGUGUGUCACAUUUAUCGAGCCAUCGCUACCAGACACCUCCCGCUGAAGAACAUAAAGAUGGUCCACCUGGACUCCCACCCAGACCUGCUCAUCCCUGUCAACAUGUGUGCAGACACCGUGUUUGAUAAGGACAAACUCUUCAGUGAGUUGAGUAUAGAGAACUGGAUCAUGCCCAUGGUGUACGCUGGUCACGUGUCCUGUGUGGCCUGGCUCCAUCCGUACUGGGCCCAGCAGAUCAGGGAGGGGGAGCACAGGAUGUCUGUGGGAAGAGACUCCUCCACCACCACCAUCAGGGUGACGAGCGUUGAUCACUACUUCCUGAGUGAUGGUCUGUAUGUGUGUGAGGAGCAGCUGGAGAACUCCAAACCUCUCCGACUGGACGUGGUCAAAGUGAACCCCGUCAGACCAGGUCACAGGUCUGUUACAGGACAGAAAGACGUGGACUCACAGAGACGGUUUGUGAAGAGACAGAAAACAGACGGCGAGGAGGCCGGCUGCUCUGAGUCCCUCCUCACAUGUACUGACACACUGCAGCCAGCAGGGGGCAGCACUGAGACGGGCCUGGGUGCUGAGGAUGAAGAUGAUGAUGAAGAAGGAUCUACCGGUUAUGUUGUGAAGAAAAUAUCUACAAUACUGAGUGAGACUGAGCCCUACAUCUUGGACAUCGACUUGGAUUUCUUCUCCUGUAAGAACCCCUUCAAAGAGUUAUACACACAGGAGGAGUACGACAUCCUGAAAGAGCUCUUCAGCUUCAGAGGACCUGGACCUGAUGCCAGUCAGGAGGAGCUGGAGGAGUGUGUGGAUCAUCGUGUCCAUCAGUUAGAGGACCUGGAGGCAGCGUUUGCUGAUCUGCUGGAGGAUGACGGAGAGGAGACGGUGACGCGCUGGGCGGGUAACCCGGGUUUGGCUUCAUUAGCUCAACUGGUUUCCAGUCUGAAGUCUCGAAACGUCAGCCCCGACUAUGAAAUGGUCCAUCAGGCCGGUCUCACCUGUGACUCGGUGGAGCUGCCUCACCACGUCAGCUCUGAGGACGAGAUCCACAGACUGGUCUCUGCUGUGCAGCUCAUUCUGAAGGAUCUGCCCAAACCUACGCUGGUUACCAUGUCCAGGUCCAGUCUGGAUGAGUACUGCCCUCUAGAGCAGGUGGACUCAGUCCAGAGCCGAGUACUGGCUGUGCUUGAGAGUCUGUAUGGACCUCUGGACCUGCACAAAGACUAUGAACACAGCAGCACAGAGACCAGAGCCUGCCAGCCUCAGGCCUCCUAACACACACACACACACACACACACACACACACACACACACACACGUACACACACACGUACACGUACACGUACACGCACACACACACACACAUACACACGCACACACGCACACACACACACACACACACAUACACACACACAUACACACAUACACACACACACACAUUCACGCACGCACACACACACAUACACAUACACAUACACACAUACAUACACACACACACACAUACACAUACACAUACACACACACACACGCUCUCACACACACACAUACGCACGCACGCACACACUCACGCACGCACACAUACACAUACACAUACACACAUACAUACACACACACACACAUACACAUACACACACACACGCUCUCACACACACACACGCACGCACGCACACACUCACGCACGCACACACACACAUACACACACUCUCACACGCACGCACGCACACACACACACAUACACACACACACAUACACACACAUACACACACACACUCUCACACACACACACACAUACACACACAUGCACGCACACACACACAUACACACACACACACAUACACACACAUACACUCUCUCACACACACACACAGACACACAAACACACACACUCUCAAACACACACACACACACACACGCACACCUACAGGAGAACACGUCAGAUGUUGCUCCCACAAAGCUUGAGGAAAAUGAAAACCACAUGUGGGACAGACGGAGCUUCUUUAAGGCGGUUGGUCCUGAUGACUGUGUGCGAUGUUUCUAUGGAGACGCAGGACUCUAAACAUGCACUGAAGAAAGCAGAGCACUGAGAGAUUACAGGUUUACACAUUUCAGACUUGACUACGAGUGGAGAUCGAGUUUUAAUAAACACUGUUUGAAAACCCAGUGAAGGCAGAGUUUUUCUAAGACUGUCCCGUCCCAGAAAUGUAUCCAGAUUUGUCUUUAUUACUCAGCUUGAUUUAUUUAAUUAUAACGUGAGUUCCUGUGUUUGUUUCUCGUCCUGAUUUAACCUCCUCUAAACCAGCAGCAGAUGUCUGCGUCCCAAGUAGAGAAGUUUCUCAUUCCUCAGCUGUUUUUAAUAUCUGAGACCACAACGUUCUGUAGCAACACAGAGAACCACAGCUUCACUGCAGCAGACGGGGAAAAAUGGAGGAUUGUAUUGUGAAAACUUCUUAGGAGGGUUUUUUUAAUGGUUACCCACUGAUUUUUGAAGUUAAAGUUAAGAAGAUGCAGAACCUAAAGGUCACAUAUUCUCCUCCGUUUCAGCCAGUUUAAAUAAGUGUCAGAGCUCCUCAAAACAUGUGUGUGAAGUUUCUUUCUAAAUCCACUCUGAUCCUGUAUUUGAUCAUGUCUAUAAACCCCUCUAUUUCAGCCCUGCUCAGAACAGGCUGUUUCUGUGUCUGUACCUUUAAAUAUGUAAAUGAGCUGUGUCUGACCACGCCCCCUCUCUGGAAGGGCUUGGGUGUACUCGGUGCUUUCUCGCUCCAUGUCCUAUUGUUUACAGUGAGAAGGCAGACUCAGAGGGCAGAACAAACACCUAGCUGUGGGAGUGUCACCCACCUGGGGGAGGGGCUACUGCCCUUUGUGAUGUCAUGAAGGGAAAAUCUCCAAACGGCCUGAUUGAGCACACAUUUUCUGAAAAGUGGAGCAGGCAAAAGACGGAGAGGAUGGACUGAACUCAUCAUUGGGGGGUUUGUAGGUGUAUUUUAAAUGCUCUUUCAAUCAUUGUUCUUUCUCUCCAGCUUGAUCGGGUUUUUCUAUGAAUUCCAGGAUUCUAAAGUUUUAAAAAUCUGUUUCUCAAAUAAAGUACAAGAAACAAUUCAACCAACCGA
Messenger RNA from Labrus mixtus (cuckoo wrasse), 3366 nucleotides. It is a transcript of the gene c8h5orf22, whose product is annotated as chromosome 8 C5orf22 homolog. The record is from RefSeq and is a predicted model, not a curated record. NCBI's taxonomy places the organism in Eukaryota, Metazoa, Chordata, Actinopteri, Labriformes, Labridae. The coding region runs from base 197 to 1534 and encodes 445 amino acids. The transcript has 10 exons.